Messenger RNA from Phialemonium atrogriseum, 678 nucleotides. RefSeq lists its product as uncharacterized. The coding region runs from base 11 to 304 and encodes 97 amino acids. The record is from RefSeq and is a predicted model, not a curated record. NCBI's taxonomy places the organism in Eukaryota, Fungi, Ascomycota, Sordariomycetes, Cephalothecales, Cephalothecaceae. The transcript is spliced from 2 exons.
AGAGAUCAAGAUGUCCGAGCAGAAAUCCCGGAAGGAUUAUGAAAACGAGGUGCGGUCAUGGGGCUACUCCCAUGUGUUCACCUGGACUGACAGGCCGAACGCAUACUACAGCCCGCACACCCACCCGGGCCCGACGACGCACCUCAUCCUGCGCGGCGAGCUGACCAUCGCGUAUCCCGCGGACGCGCGGCCCGGGGAAACGACGACGCGGCAUGGCGUUGGCGACCGGAUCGACGUCGAGGCCGGGCGCGUCCACGAGGUCUGGGCCGGGCGGGAGGGGUGCACGUACGUCAUUGGGGAGUAGAAGAUGGGAAGGUGGAGGGAGGGCUGCCGAAGAAUUGGAUGGGACGGGUCUCGGGGAAGUUCCCUUGGUGCUGCGCUGCAUCGGAGACAAGCCGCUGUGAGCCUUGAGUCAGAGGGCGAGAGUGUCUACGUGAAGGGGCCAUGAAUGCUUGACAUUCCAUGGGAGGAGAAAACGUGAUGCUUUAGAGCCAGCAGUAUUGGAUAUAUUAGGCCUCUCCGGCCCUUGUAGGUUGCUGCCUGGUUUUGAUAAGCUGGUGUCAUAAAUAUAGUCCGGCGGUGGCGCCCAUGACGUCUGGCCUAUAUUACUUGGGCUUAGGGAGGUCAAGCAACUAUAGAGAGGCUCGGUGACCACUUGACCUCCCCCGGAAAUCGCGA